Molecule: messenger RNA, 2419 nt
Organism: Thamnophis elegans (Western terrestrial garter snake)
Lineage: Eukaryota; Metazoa; Chordata; Lepidosauria; Squamata; Natricidae
Gene: PITX2
Product: paired like homeodomain 2
Exons: 3
Coding region: 530-1567 (345 amino acids)
Biological process (GO): regulation of transcription by RNA polymerase II; anatomical structure morphogenesis
Cellular component (GO): nucleus
Molecular function (GO): DNA-binding transcription factor activity, RNA polymerase II-specific; RNA polymerase II cis-regulatory region sequence-specific DNA binding
Source: RefSeq, a predicted model, not a curated record
ACCGCCGGGCCAGAACGCCAGCGGCUCGCUCCGGGAUUGCUUGCUUGCUUGUUUUGCAGCCCACCGACGGACCGAUUGCUUUGGAUCUACCCCGCUCUACCUGCGCCUGAUCGUCCCGCGAGUCCGCUCGGGGUGAUUAUUCAUGGUCUGCGCCGCUGCUGUCCGCCUUGGGAGUCUAGGGCUCAGGUUGGCCACGCUCUCCCAGCGGGGGCGCUGGUGCCGCGGGAGCCUUGGCUUUGCAGUGGUCGAUGCGGAGGGGGGACUCGGCGGAGGGGGGCGGCCGGGGAGCGCCCUUGCCUUGAGGUCCGGACAGGAUUGAUUGAUUGAUUGAUUGACUGCCUACCUGCUUGAAGGGGCCGGGAAGGAGCGAAAUCUGGCCAGGGGGUUGAAGCAGCCGCUGCUCCUGGGCCACCGACUGCGGCAGCCUCUGCCUCUGGCAGCGGCUCACCCUCCCUCGCCGGGGUUCUUCUCCGCCAGCGCGCAGCCCCCGGCCGCCCGGGUUGGCUGGCUGGCUGGCUGGCGACGCUCGAUGAACUGCCUGAAAGAACCGCUCAGCCUGGAGCGUUUGGGAGCCGGGAAUAAGCUUUGCUCCACCUCCCCUUCCUCUUCCUCUUCCUCCUCCGUCUCCUCGUCUUGCCACCACCACCAUCACCACCACCACCAUCACCACCAGCAACAGCCGGCUCUGGUUAUGGCUUCAGCCCUGACCCCCGGCCAGCCGCGAUCGGCCCUGGAGUCAGCCAAACACCGGCUGGAGGUUCACACCAUCUCCGACACCUCCAGCCCCGAGGCCGCAGAGAAAGAGAAAAGCCAGCCGAGCAAGAAUGAGGACGCGGGCGCCGAAGAUCCGUCCAAGAAGAAGCGGCAGCGACGGCAACGCACUCACUUCACCAGCCAGCAGCUGCAAGAGCUGGAGGCCACCUUCCAACGCAACCGCUACCCGGACAUGUCGACGCGGGAGGAGAUCGCGGUCUGGACCAACCUCACCGAGGCCAGAGUCAGGGUUUGGUUCAAGAACCGGCGGGCCAAAUGGCGGAAGCGGGAGCGGAACCAGCAGGCGGAACUCUGUAAGAACGGCUUCGGGCCGCAGUUCAACGGGCUGAUGCAGCCCUACGACGACAUGUACCCGGGCUACUCGUACAAUAACUGGGCCGCCAAGGGGCUGACCUCGGCCUCGCUCUCCACCAAGAGCUUCCCCUUCUUCAACUCCAUGAACGUCAACCCGCUGUCCUCGCAGAGCAUGUUCUCGCCCCCCAACUCCAUCUCGUCCAUGAGCAUGUCUUCCAGCAUGGUGCCCUCGGCGGUGGCCGGCGUGCCGGGCUCCGGCCUCAACAGCCUCAAUAACUUGAACAACCUGAGCAACCCUUCGCUCAACUCGGCCGUGCCCACGCCCGCCUGCCCCUACGCCCCGCCGACCCCUCCCUACGUUUACCGGGACACGUGUAACUCUAGCCUGGCCAGCCUGAGACUCAAAGCCAAGCAGCACUCCAGCUUCGGCUACGCCAGCGUCCAGACCCCGGCCUCCAACCUGAGCGCCUGCCAAUACGCCGUGGACAGGCCGGUGUGAGAGAGAGAGAGAAAGAAAGAAAGAAAAAGAAGCCAGCCUCUUCGGCCGGGCUUCGGGGUGGCUGCUCUCGUUGCUGCGUGGGAGGGGGGGAGGAGGGCGGGGAAGAAAGCCGGCAAUCGUGCGUGACCGUCGGAAGGGACGAAGGCGGCUUCUUGGCUUCGGCAUCUUAAGGACACGAACCUUCCAUCCAAAGCAAACGGGCGCUGGGGCGGGCGGGGGAGAGCGAGCGAGAGGAGGAGCAAUUAGAGGGCCGAAUUUAAUCUACCCAGGCGGAGGGGAGAGGGCGAGAAGGGAAACCCUUGAAAUUACGGCGUUCUUUGCUUUUUAAAGGGUGUUUUUCGGCUCCUUAAAAUAAAUGGAAAGAGGUUUUGUUUGUUUUUUUAAGAAAAAAAUGGGAAAGAAAUGUUCCCAACCGAGACAAGGACAUAUAUUAUUAUAAAUAUAUAUAAAAUACGGACAAACGUUUGACUGGAUAUGGUAUGACAUUUUAAUGUUCCUAUAAGCUUGUUAUUUUUUAUGUUUAGCAUUGUUAACAUUAAAAGGAAAAAAAAUGACGGGAAAGGAUGUAUAUAUAUAUUGAAAUGUCAAAAUUAAUUUUAUAAAAGCAGUUGUUAGUAAUAUCUCCACAGUGUUUUUAAAAAGUUAGGCUUUAAAAUAAAGCAUGUUACACAAGAGAGUAGGGAUUUGUUUUUCUUUUCCGCUUGCGAGCAAGGGAAUGUAUAUAGUGUACUAAAUGCAACACUGUAUGUUUCUAACAUGUUAUUAUUAAUAUUAUUAAUAUUAUUAUUAUUAAAAAGGAAGUCCCAUUGUGUGAAUAUCAGUUUUUAGAAUAGUACCUCUGGUGGAUGCAAU